GGACAGUAAGCGGCGAGCUUUGGGCGCGAUGGCGGAUUUGGGCCUCAGGCUCCGCGCCGUCACCGACAGCAUCCGCGCCGCCGCCGCCCGGAGACCACGGGGUUUGCCCGCUGUGGCUCCGCGUCUGGUGGCCGUAGGAAAGACCAAGCCCGCCUCCCUCCUGAUCGAGGCUUACCACCAUGGCCAGAGGCACUUUGGAGAGAACUAUGUGCAGGAGCUGGUGGAGAAAGCCUCUGACAGUCAGAUUCUCUCCCUCUGCCCCGAAAUCAAGUGGCACUUCAUCGGGCACCUGCAGAAGAACAACGUCAACAAACUGAUGGCGACUCCCAACCUGUUCAUGAUCGAGACCAUCGACUCCAUCAAACUGGCCGAUAAGGUCAACGUCUCCUGGCAGAAGAAGCAGGCUGCAGGUCGACUGAAGGUCAUGGUUCAAGUCAACACCAGUGAGGAGGACAGCAAGCAUGGAAUGUCAGCGGCUGACACCCUGGGCACGGUCAGCCAUAUCUUUGACCACUGCCCCGGCCUGGAGUUUGUCGGCCUGAUGACCAUCGGCAAAUAUGGCUACGAUUUGAGGGAGGGUCCCAAUCCAGACUUCCAGGUUCUUGCAGCGCGUCGGCAGGAGCUGUGCAGCAAACUGAGUCUGCCUCUUGAAGCAGUGGAGCUUAGCAUGGGGAUGUCCACAGACUACGAGCAUGCGAUUGAAGUGGGGGCGACCAGCGUGCGGGUCGGCUGCGUGAUAUUCGGCGAGCGGACGUACCCCAACAAGCCGAACCCCGACAAGGCGCCGGAGGCAGAGGGAGUGGGGGAGCGGGUGGCUGCCUGACCGGCCAGACUGGAGGGCAUUGGAGGAGGGGAGGGGAGAGAGAGCGGAUUGUGGAGGGCGGGCUUCAAUUCAAGCUUUCACAUCAACCCUGUUGAGUGUUUUGAGUCAUUUGCCCCAUUGGUCUGAGAGUGGAUGUGAAGGUCAUCGUGGUUGUGACGCCCUCUUCUAGAAUGCCCCCCCCCCCCCGAUUUCACACCCCACCCCCU
Molecule: messenger RNA, 1029 nt
Organism: Amblyraja radiata (thorny skate)
Lineage: Eukaryota; Metazoa; Chordata; Chondrichthyes; Rajiformes; Rajidae
Gene: plpbp
Product: pyridoxal phosphate binding protein
Exons: 8
Coding region: 29-823 (264 amino acids)
Cellular component (GO): intracellular anatomical structure
Molecular function (GO): pyridoxal phosphate binding
Source: RefSeq, a predicted model, not a curated record